UGCCCACUCACGUUCCGCGACGCGCGCGCCCGGCGUCCAUAUCUCGCCCGCCGCAGCGGUUUGCCGGCCUUCCGCACCUUCGUCCGCUGUUGCUGGGGCGCGACUGCGCAACGGCGCUUCCGCAGGCCGUCUUCCGGCCGCCGGGCGUCCCCUUGACGAGCGCCAUGGUCGUGGCCGGCUGUCCGGGGGCGUCCUGGCGAGGCCCGGUCCUCAGCCUCCUCCUGUUGGUGCUGGCGGCAGGCCCUGCCGCGGGCUGGAACGACCCGGACAGAAUAUUACUGCGGGAUGUUAAAGCUCUUACUCUUUACUAUGAUCGCUAUACCACCUCCCGUCGCCUGGAUCCGAUCCCACAGUUGAAAUGUGUGGGAGGCACUGCUGGAUGUGAUUCUUACACCCCAAAAGUCAUACAGUGUCAGAACAAAGGCUGGGAUGGUUAUGAUGUACAGUGGGAAUGUAAGACUGAUCUCGACAUUGCUUACAAAUUUGGAAAAACCGUGGUGAGCUGUGAGGGCUACGAGUCCUCUGAAGACCAGUAUGUCCUAAGAGGUUCCUGUGGCCUGGAGUACCAGCUGGAUUACACAGAACAUGGCCUGAAGAAAAUGAGAGAGUCUGGGAAAGGCUACGGCUUUAAGUCUUUCUCCAAUUAUUAUAAUAAGUUACCCUCCAGUGGCGUCAGUGGGCUGAUUACUGUGGUGGUGUUGCUCGCUAUUGCCUACGGUGUUUAUAGGUUGUUUCUAAGUGAUAGUCAAGAUCCUCCUCCGCCGUACUCUGAGCAUCCUCCGUAUUCCCACCGUUACCAGAGAUUCACCAGCUCAGCCGGCCCUGCUCCUGCAGGCUUUAAGUCUGAGUUCACAGGACCUCAGGCUCCACCUUAUGGUUUUGGCAGUGCUUUCACAGGCCAGCAGGGAUACAACAACUCAGGACCAGGAUUCUGGACUGGCUUGGGAACUGGAGGAAUAUUAGGAUAUUUGUUUGGAAGCAACAGAGCCGCAACACCCUUUUCAGACUCCUGGUACUAUCCGUCCAAUCCUCCCUCGGGCGCGUGGAAUAGCUGGGCAUACUCUCCACCCGGAGCAGGCUCAGGUGGCUCAUAUUCACAUGCAGAGACCAGAACCAGAACAGCAUCGGGGUAUGGUGGUACCAGAAGAAGAUAAAGGUCAAAGAUGGAAGUCAAAUACUGGAUGCAGACUUUCUGAUUUUUCAUCACUGUCUCUUAAAAGCAAAAGUGCCACGUGCUUAUAAUUGGAGAAAAGGGAUAUUCAAGAGUGCUUUGGUGUUUUGUCCUGUGUAGUUUUCUGUAUUCUGCUAUUUGAUUUGAAGCUAAGAGCUAAUAUAUGACAAAAUACUUAUGUAACAAAUUGUAUGUUAAUGUAAAGAUGCAGCUAUACACAAAAGAUUUUGAAAGGAAUGGAAUGGAAUGCUGGAAAUGUGUUGCUUAGUUUCUCAAAGCUGCAAUGCCCUAAGAAACAUUAAGAAUGUAGUCAUUAUACCAGUAGACCCAAGUACAGAAAUUUCAGUGGUAGGUGGCUUUAGUGGAUGAGUCAUAAUAUCACCGAAGCAGUCAUCUCUGUGGUCGCUACAAUUUGGUGUUUGCUGUUUUUGUCAACCCUUUAAAAUAGGCGUGGACUACGAAUCUUACUAACAUGUGCGUCUGGGAUGCUUCUCAGCACAGGAGCCUGGGGUCCCUCAGUGGUGGGAUCCCGGGAAGAACUACUUCAUGCUAGGAAAAGGCAGGAAAUGGGAAUCUAGAAUGUAGUUGUAGAUGAUUGUGUACUGACAAAAAUGCUUGAAUGACCUUAUUUCAUUUUUUUAGAUGUUUCGACAAAGGUCUUUUAUUAACAAAAGCAUGCAGUUCUCUGUGGACUGUCAAUAAUGUAGCAGUGUCUUUCAACCUUCAAUUAAAGUGAAAACAAAGAUAAAAA
Sorex araneus (European shrew) is the source of this 1922-nucleotide messenger RNA. RefSeq names its product store-operated calcium entry associated regulatory factor (gene SARAF). Gene Ontology annotation, cellular component: endoplasmic reticulum membrane. Gene Ontology annotation, biological process: regulation of store-operated calcium entry. The record is from RefSeq and is a predicted model, not a curated record. The coding region runs from base 165 to 1154 and encodes 329 amino acids. NCBI's taxonomy places the organism in Eukaryota, Metazoa, Chordata, Mammalia, Eulipotyphla, Soricidae. The transcript has 6 exons.